This is a messenger RNA of Penicillium longicatenatum, 1554 nucleotides long. Its product is annotated as MFS transporter. Gene Ontology annotation, cellular component: membrane. The record is from RefSeq and is a predicted model, not a curated record. Gene Ontology annotation, molecular function: transmembrane transporter activity. Gene Ontology annotation, biological process: transmembrane transport. Bases 1 to 1554 code for a protein of 517 amino acids. The transcript has 3 exons. NCBI's taxonomy places the organism in Eukaryota, Fungi, Ascomycota, Eurotiomycetes, Eurotiales, Aspergillaceae.
AUGUCCGCUGCGAGCCACAGAUCGGGCUCAAGCCACACAACUCUCGAGCAGGAAAGAAUACAGGAGCCAGAUCUUGAAAAACAGCCCACGGAGGCUACCGCUGAGGCAUCGACGCCAACAGUACUAUUCCCAGUGUCGGACUUGAGUCAGGGUAUAGUGGGAUGGGACAGUCAAGAUGACCCCGAAAAUCCCCAGAAUUUUGCCAGCGGCAAAAAAUGGGCUCUUCUCGCGCUUAUUAGUGCUUUCACAUUGGUCUCCCCGCUUGCAUCGAGUAUGUUUUCGCCCGCCGUCGUAUAUAUGGGCGAGCAGUUCGGCGAGUCGAAUGAGACGAUUCUUGCCUUGAGCGUUAGUAUCUAUUUGAUUGGAUACACGUGUGGUCCCCUGUUCCUCGCCCCCCUUAGUGAAAUCUAUGGACGUCGCAUCGUCUUGUCGUCCGCCAACUGGUUCUUCGUCGUUUGGCAGAUUGGCUGCGCGCUUUCAAAAAACAUCCAGACAUUGAUUGUUUGUCGUUUAUUCGCCGGCGUCGGAGGAAGCGCAUGCAUUACGCUUGGAGCUGGUGUGGUUGCAGAUAUGUUCCCAAGAGAACAGCGCGGCAUGGCAACUUCCAUCUGGAGCAUGGGUCCUCUCAUUGGACCCGUGGUGGGCCCAAUUGCUGGUGGCUUUCUUGGUGAACAGGUUAGCUGGCAAUGGAUCUUCUGGCUCCUGUUGAUUGUCGGCGGUGCCAUGCAACUUGGUAUCGAGGUCCUUAACAAGGAAACGUUUGCUCCAGUUCUGAUCAAAUGGAAGACCGCCAAGCUGGCAAAGGAGCUUGGUCGUACCGACUUGAUCAGUGCUUUUGAUGUGGGCAAGGAGAAGCUCACAACUGGUCAAACCUUGAAGCGCAGCCUUGUUCGACCGGCAUUGCUGUUGACGAAGUCACCCAUCGUGGCGCUUCUUUCACUUUAUAUGUCUCUGGUCUAUGGCUUGCUCUACCUUUUUUUCACAACCAUCUCGGAUGUCUUCACAAGUACCUACGGCUUCUCAGUCGGUCUAUCAGGCCUCGCAUAUCUGGGCAUAGGCAUUGGUUUCAUUGUCGGUCUUGCUAUUAUGGGUGUGACCAAUGACAAAAUCAUGGUGAAGCUUACAAAGAAGAACGGAGGGCAGUUCGAGCCGGAGAUGAGACUGCCGACUAUGAUCAUCUUUGCCUGUAUUCUGCCGAUCAGCUUCUUCUGGUACGGUUGGACCGCUGAUAAGCACGUUUUCUGGAUUGUGCCUAUUAUCGGCAUGUUUCCCUUCGGUGUGGGUAUGAUGGGUGUCUUCAUGCCUAUUCAAACCUACAUCAUCGAUUGCUACCCAGCCUAUGCUGCCUCAGCGAAUGCCACCCUAACCGCGACUCGAUCGCUUGUUGGUGCUCUCCUCCCACUUGCCGGUACACCCAUGUUUGAUUCCCUAGGACUCGGCUGGGGAAAUUCGCUACUCGGGUUCCUUGCUCUGGCUUUUGUUCCCAUCCCCAUCAUCUUCACCAAGUAUGGCAAGCAGAUCCGUGAGCGAUGGCCCAUCAACCUUGAAAAAUAG